CUUGCUGUCGUGCUGCUCCAGCUCCUCUUUGCUCCACGUACGGCACGCUUCGUUGAAGGAAUCGAGUGGAAGAAAGGGGGAGAGGGAGAUGGCGGCGGUUGCGGAGCAGGGGAUGUCGCCGUACGAGGCGGCGCGGGAGCGGACGGUGCAGGAGAACAAGCGCAAGAUGGAGGCGCUCAACCUGCGUCACCUCUCCGCCGCCAUCAAGGAGGCGCCCAAGACCCCCUCCCCCAUGAAGCAGAAGAGGCGCAGGAUCAUCGAGGAGGCAGUCGUGGCUCCCUCGCCACCCAGGAGGUCCCGGCGGCUGGCUAACCUCCCUGAGGUCAAGUAUGCAGAGAUAGCGCCACAUAAUGCAGAGAGAAUGACAAGGUCUCCUUGGAAACCAACUAACAGGAUCUACUCGGCAAGGCCUGGAUCAAUUUCCAUGAAAGCUAGGUUGGAGGCAGCAAGAAAAGCUGAGGAGUUGGAAUCAGAACUUGACCCUUCAUUCCCAUCUUUUGUGAAAGCAAUGUUGCACUCACAUGUGGUGCGAGGAUUUUGGCUGGGUCUCCCUAGCCAUUUCUGUGACACCUACAUGCCAAAACAAGAUGCCAUUGUCACUCUGGUGGAUGAGAAAGAUGAAGAAUUUGACACCAACUACCUUGCCUACAAGAAGGGGCUAAGCGGUGGCUGGGCUGGUUUCGCUUUAUGCCAUGGAUUGCAGGAUGGAGAUGCAACAGUUUUUCAGUUGAUCAAGCCUACAACCUUCAAGGUGCAUAUAAUCCGAGCAACUUCUGAUGAUGACGAUGAGGUAACUGAGUGACUGCACCACGCUACAGCUCUACUACUAACUUAUCAAGAACGGAAAGGAGGAUUUUGGGUGUGCUUUGGGCUUUAUUUGUCAGGACUGGCUGUCUAGCUGUUAAUUGUUAUGUACUAUGUAUUUAUGUCUAUCGGUAUUACUAAUGAGAUUCCAGAGCUGCAGAAAUCAAAACUUCAAAAAUUCG
This is a messenger RNA of Phragmites australis (common reed), 986 nucleotides long. Its product is annotated as B3 domain-containing protein Os03g0184500-like. NCBI's taxonomy places the organism in Eukaryota, Viridiplantae, Streptophyta, Magnoliopsida, Poales, Poaceae. Gene Ontology annotation, molecular function: DNA binding. The record is from RefSeq and is a predicted model, not a curated record. The coding region runs from base 89 to 802 and encodes 237 amino acids. The transcript is spliced from 6 exons.